AUGGUCGUAUGUAUUAACUACUUCGGCGUGCGCUUCUUCGGGGAAUUUGAAUUCUGGCUGUCCUCAUUCAAUGUUAUCGUCAUUUUGGGCUUUAUUCUGCUCUCACUCAUCCUUAUGAUAGGCGGCGGUCCUGACCAUGAUCGGAAGGGGUUCCGUUACUGGAAGAAUCCCGGUGCUUUCAACCACUACAUGGAGGGCGAUGCUGGCCGCUUCCUCGCGUUCUGGUCCACCAUGAUCUCUGCCACAUUCGCAUACCUUGGUACCGAAUUGGUUGGUGUGACCGUCGCCGAGGCGCAGAACCCUCGUCGUGCCAUUCCCCGUGCGACCAAGUUGACUUUCUGGCAUAUCCUCGUCUUCUAUGUUCUCUCAGUCCUCUUACUCGGUACCCUGGUACCCUACAACGAUCAGAAGCUGCCCUACAACAAUUCCAAGUUUGCGAAGCCGAGCGGCUCGGCGGCUGCCUCGGCCUUUGUCGUUGCUAUUGAGAACUCUGGCAUCCCCGUACUGUCGCACAUCAUCAAUGCCUGCAUUCUGCUAUUUGUUUUCUCGGCCGCCAACUCUGAUUUGUACAUCGCAACCCGUACACUCUACGGUCUUGCUCCCGAGGGCAAAGGCCCAAGAUCUUUGCCCAAAUUGACAGACGCGGUAUUCCUGUCUAUGCGCUGGCAAUUUGCUCUUCCAUCGCCCUGA
This is a messenger RNA of Aspergillus uvarum CBS 121591, 690 nucleotides long. RefSeq lists its product as uncharacterized. The coding region runs from base 1 to 690 and encodes 229 amino acids. Gene Ontology annotation, cellular component: membrane. The record is from RefSeq and is a predicted model, not a curated record. Lineage: Eukaryota; Fungi; Ascomycota; Eurotiomycetes; Eurotiales; Aspergillaceae. Gene Ontology annotation, biological process: amino acid transmembrane transport. The transcript has a single exon. Gene Ontology annotation, molecular function: amino acid transmembrane transporter activity.